Molecule: messenger RNA, 15594 nt
Organism: Auanema sp. JU1783
Lineage: Eukaryota; Metazoa; Nematoda; Chromadorea; Rhabditida; Rhabditidae
Source: the annotation of a GenBank genome assembly
AUGGCUGAUAAAGAGGAAACUGGUGGAGGAGAGCAGGACGAUGUUUCCUUUCUACGAACUGGUGAUAUAGUAUGUUUGUCGUGUGUUGCUUCCCAUAAUCGAGAUGGAGUACUCGGGUCUGAACGUGUCUGCCUUUGUACGGAAGGCUUUGGUAAUCGCAUGUGUACGCUAGAGAAUGUAUCUGAUAAGGAUAUUCCACCUGAUAUUGCUAUGUGUAUGCUUUACAUUGAUAAUGCCUUAUCCAUGCGAGCUCUCCAAGAGAUGAUGUCUUCGGACUCAGAACAUACAUCAGCUUCGGGAGCCGGCGGUCACAAAACCUUGCUAUACGGACACGCUGUUCAAUUGAAACAUGUCCAGAGUGAAAUGUUUCUUGCCUGCCUAUCUUCUUGCUCUUCGAACGAUAAACUAGCUUUUGACGUCGGAGUUCAAGAAACUAACACAGGGGAAGCAUGUUGGUGGACAAUCCAUCCAGCUUCGAAACAACGUUCCGAAGGAGAGAAGGUCCGAGUGGGGGAUGAUGUUAUCCUUGUUAGUGUAGCGACAGAGCGAUACUUGCAUAUGGCUUUCAACAAAAAUUAUAUGGUCAUUGCUUCUUUCCAUCAAACACUCUGGAAUAUUCAAUCAGUUAGUUCGGGUAGCAUGCGUACAAGAAAUAUGGGUUUUCUUUUCGGUAAUGAUGUUUUGCGUCUAUUUCAUGGUAAUGACGAGUGCCUUACAAUACCUGAAAACUGGAGUGAACAUCCUCAACACAACAUGGUCAUUUACGAAGGAGGAGCUGCUGUGAAUCAAGCUAGAUCAUUAUGGCGCGUUGAGCUAGUACGCACAAAAUGGCAUGGAGCACUUGUAGGAUGGGAACAAGUAUUCAGAAUCAAACAUAUCACUAGUGGAAGAUAUCUUGGUGUCAUUGAAAAUGCUGUACAGCUUUAUCAUAAAGACAAAGCCGACUUUGAUUUAACUGCCUUCGUUAUGUGCCAAAACAAAGAUCCUAAAAAGCAAAUGCUGGAAGAAAAAGAGGAAGAGGGCAUGGGAACUGCAACUAUUCGUUACGGAGAGACGAAUGCCUUUAUUCAACACGUCAAAACUCAGUUAUGGCUGUCAUAUCAGACCUCCGAAGUAACGAAAAAAGGAUUAGGAAAAGUAGAAGAGAAGAAAGCUGUUGCUUUAAAAGAUGGCCAUAUGGAUGAUUGUUAUACAUUCUUUAUGGCUCUUGAAGAAGAAUCGAAAUCAGCUCGUGUCAUCCGGAAAUGCAGUAGUGUUUUGAACCGAUUUCUGAAAGGAAUUGAAGCAUUGCAAGUCGAAGGCAAUCAGUCUUCGGAUUGGACAAGAGUAGAUUUAACAGAAGUCCUUAAACUUAUGGAAGAUCUCAUAGACUAUUUUGCUCAACCACGGGAAGAUGAAGAUUUCGAAGACAAACAAAAUUGUCUCAGAGCUUUACGUUCCCGGCAAGACCUCUUCCAAGAAGAGGGUGUACUCAAUAUGAUCUUAGACACAAUUGACAAAUUCUCUCAAAUGGAGUCUUUACCAGACUUUGCUGGUUUGAUCGGAGAAGAAACACAUAUUAUGUGGGAAGAAAUUGCUACAUACCUGUACUUACUAGUUGCUGCUAUGAUUAAAGGAAAUCACUAUAAUUGUGCACAGUUCGCUGCUGCACAACGUCUUGACUGGCUUUUCGGACGCCUUUCAAAUCCACAAUCAGCUGAAGGAAUUCUGGAUGUAUUGUACUGUGUUUUAACGGAAUCACCAGAAGCUCUCAACAUGAUCAAUGAAGGACAUAUCAGAUCUGUCAUAUCGUUAUUAGAAAAAGUCGGAAGGGACCCUAAAGUUUUGGACGUGUUGUCUUCAUUAUGUGAAGGAAACGACAUGGCCGUUAGGAGCAGUCAGAACUUAAUUACACAAUAUUUAUUACCAGGAAAAGAUCUUCUUUUACAAACUUCUAUGAGAGAUCAUGUUAGCAGCGUUAUGCCAAACGUUCUUGUUGGAGUAGUGGAAGGCUCAGCUCUGUUCCGAAAAUGGUAUUUCGAAGCAGAGGUUGAACAUAUCGAAAGAAUGACCAAAGAGGCUCCUUAUCUUCGAAUUGGAUGGGCCAACAGCAUAGGCUUCAAGCCAUUCCCUGGUUCCGGAGAUAGAUGGGGUUGCAACGGUGUGGGAGAUGAUUUCUAUUCAUACGGUUUUGAUGGUCAAUCAGUUUACUUCGCCGGAAGAGGACGAAGAGUAUCACAGAAAAAGCUCGCCAAAGGAGACAUCGUCGGGUGUUGUCUUGAUUUGACAGUGCCUGAAAUCAAGUUCUCGUUGAAUGGUCAACCUGUCAGCGGAUCUUUUCGAAAUUUCAAUAUGGACGGUUUCUUCUUCCCAGUGAUGUCCUUGAGCGCCAAAGUCAGUUGCCGUCUUAUAUUUGGUGGAGAUCAAGGUAGAUUAAAGUUUGGUCCUCCACUAGGCUAUUCGGCUGUGAUCGAAGCUGUCCAAGGAGAUAUUCAGAUAACAGAUUGUCUUCCUUUUGGUGACUUGCCGAAAAACAUCUUUUGCGGACCUCAUACAAUGUUUUCAACUUUGGAGCCCUUUGUUCCUGAGCCAAUAGAUAUCAGUGGAAUUCAACUACAUCAGAGAGCCAUGGAGAUUCAUCAAAAGUUUGCCGAGAAUCUCCAUGAACUCUGGGCAAUGAGAAAGAUUGAGUUAGGAUGGAGCUUUGGAGAUACACGUUCGGAGAUUGGGCGUAAACAUCCUUGCCUCACAUCAUUCGAUCGUCUGCCAGCUACAGAAAAAACAUACAACGUCACCUUGGCUUUGGAUACUAUGAAAACAAUCGAAGCAUUAGGCCAUCAUUUGAUAGUCGAUGAUCCUCCUUGCCGCCUGAGGCCUGUACGAUUAGCUCAAACAUUUCAACAGAUGAAUGGAUUUAAGCCUCAACCUCUAGAUACACAUGAAAUUGUCUUGCCAGAUAACUUAAAUCUACUUAUUGAUGCUCUAGCCAGAAACACUCAUAAUGUAUGGGCGAGAGAGAAAAUUAAACGCGGAUGGACAUUUGGAUUGAGCGAGUUUGUUGACUCCACGCAAAAGCGUUCUCCACAUCUCGUUCCUUACGAUCAAGUUGAUAAUAGGAUUAAAGAAGCUAAUAAGGAAUCAGCAGCUGAAAACAUUAGAGCCCUUCAACUAUUUGGAAUUUUCAUUGAACCACCUGCCCAUGAACACGACGAAAUUGCCGAGAAAGAACUAAGGGCCAGAAAAGAUCGAACAAGAACAUACAGAGCUGAAGCUACUUAUGCCGUUAAUGGAGGCAAAUGGUACUUUGAGUUCGAGAUCCUCACAGAAGGGUACAUGAAAAUUGGGUGGAUGGAUGUGUCAGCUUCUCCCGAAACGCAAUUGGGCAUCGAUGAUCGCAGUUAUGCAUUCGAUGGUUACUUGGGUAGAAAAUGGCAUCAAGGACCAGAAGCAUAUGGUAAAGAAUGGAACGUCGGUGAUGUUGUGGGAUGUUUUUUGGAUCUUAAUGACAGAACCAUUAGUUUCUCGUUGAAUGGAGAGUUGUUACUAGAUCCAUCAGGAUCAGAAAUGGCUUUCGACAAUGUGAUGAUCGGUGACGGACUCGUUCCAGCUAUGACUUUGGGUAGUGGCCAAAGAGGACGUCUGAAUUUUGGUCAACAAAGUAAUUCAUUACGGUUCUUUACUACUUGUGGUCUCCAGGAAGGUUAUGAACCAUUCUGUGUGAACAUGUACCGAACAAUGCCAAUGUGGUUUGCUAAAGAGAUGCCUCGGUUCGAGGAUAUUAGCUCCAGGCAAUCGCUUGAUGUUUCUCGUAUACCUGCCACCGGAAACAGUCCACCAUGUUUGAAAAUUACUCAAAAGAACACACAGUCAGAAGGAGGUCCUUCGGAGAAAGCUCAAAUGGAGUUUCUGCGUUUGUCUUUACCUGUCAAAUGCAAUGAUUCCUUUGUUAAAAACAAAGAUCGUGAUGGUAUUCGCAGAGCAAUGGCAGAAUUCAAGCCACGUUCGCAAUCAGUUGUUUCUCAAAUUCGUUCACCUGGAAUACCAAAAGAAUUUGAUGAUCAGCCUAGGAAAUCUUUCUUACGAACAGUGUUGUCUUCAAAAGAAGAUUCUGAUGACGAUCGUUCUCAAAGAUCAAAGCAAACUUCAUUUGAAGGUGAACAUGAGCAUGAAGCUCCGGCUAUCAGCCAACGUCGACGAAUGAUGACACUUAUGAAUUUUGGGAUGUAUUCCUUUGAUGAAAGUGUUUUAUCCUGGCUACGUCUUGAAGGCGAAGAACAGGAAAAAUGGAUUCAAGCCGUCAGAGAAUCGCUCCAUGAUAUGACUCCAGAAGAUCGAGCUGCUGCGGAGGAACACUUGAGACAUGUAGCUAAUGAAAGAGAGAAACCUGUUAAAAAAGGAGGAUUACUCAGUAGAUUGAGAGAUAACAGCAACACUCGCAAAAAGGAGAAAGCCGAAAGAACUCAAAAUCUCAGGAGUCAAAAAACUAAUUCACGUUCAUUUGAUGCUGGGUCGCUUGAGCCUGCUGAUAAUCAUCCAGUUGGUCAUAAGGAUGUAUUGGCUGCUGCAGAUAACAUGCCAUCUACCGGACCGGGACGUCAACUGACAAUCAGAAAGUCAUCUUUAAAGAAAAAACAGAAGAAGAAAGAUCAGAAUGUGAAACUCAAUGAAAAUCGUGGUUCCACUGUCGGCCUUGAUAUUAAUGUUGAAGGAGCCAACAAUGAAGGUGACGGUGCUGCCCUGGAGGCCUACAGGGAAAAGGUUGAUGAAUACUAUUACGGUGUUCGUAUCUUCCCAGGGCAAGAUCCUGCCAAUGUGUGGGUUGGAUGGGUAACCCCCCUCUACCACUACGCCAAUGAAACUUUUGAUGACAAGCAAGGAGUUCGCAAAUGUCGAUUCACUGAAGCUGAUCAUCAAGGAACAACUAUUGACAGUGUUGAAUACCGUAGUUGCUUCAUGAUGAACGCCGCUGAGCUUCUCACUAGAGUGCCAGAUGUGGCAAAUACUAAGGUGUCUGGAAUUCUCAUAGGUUGUAUCAUCGAUAUUUCUGUCGGGGAGCUUAGUUUCCAAGCUGCUGGUCAAGAUACUGGUGUGAAGUUCAAACUUGAGCCUGGAGCAAUUCUGUUCCCAUCUGCUUUCGUUACCCCAACUGCUUCUGAAAUACUUCAAUUUGAGCUAGGAAGAAUCAAGUACACUUUCCCUCUAUCGGCUGCAAUGUUCAAAUCAUGCACAAAAUCCAUAGUUCCAUUCUGUCCUCCUCGACUGUCAGUAGAAGUUCUACAAUCAAUCUAUUGGGCGCGGGUUCCUAAUGAGAUCCUCCGAACAACAGCUCUGAAACUGAGUGACGUUAGAGGGUGGUCUGUUCUUUGCAACGAUCCUGUUAGGGUCAUGAUGGUUUAUGUACCUGAGAAAGAUCAGUCCUUCGAUAUUCUCGAAAUGAUAGAAGAUCAAGACAAGCUUGAUUUCCAUAGACAAACGCUGAACUUGUACUGUAAGCUAGCAAGUCAUGGUAACUUAAAAGUAGCACACGUUCUUUGUCGACAUGUGGAUGAAGAUCAGAUAAUGUAUGCUGUGAGAAGCAAUUAUCUAUCCGGACAAAUGAGACAAGGGUUCCACGAUUUGCUCAUAGCUCUCCAUCUUAAUAGUCAUGCUAGUGCCAGAAAAAGUAUGGCAAAUGAAUAUGUCAUCCCACUCGUACCAGAACUCAGUGAUAGGAAUGUCUUCGACAUUGAUACAGAAACUCGGUAUCCUCAAAUCAUGGGAACUCCUAUUUCCAUGUUGUCUGUGAUGGCGUCCGAGUCAGUGCGAUCACACGUUAAUCGGGAAGAAGAGAUGAAGCUGUUACCGCCAUCUGUUAACUUCGAUUCUCUUAAGUCACAUGUAAUGGAAGCGCUGCAAAUAACUACACAUCAUGCUGUGAUGAACUGUAGGGAUCUGAUAGGUGGAUCAAAUUUAACUCAUUUCGAACCGUUGUUCAAGCUCUUCGAUGCUUUAUUAGUUAUCGGAUUGAUUGGUGACGAUGAAUGUGAAUUAUUGCUUAAGUUGAUUCAUCCCUCAGCUUUCGAUGAAGCUUUCGAACCAAGAACAACUAAGAAAGGCUUAACAGAAAUAGAAUUAGCCGAAGGGGUUAAAAUUCAGUUGGUCAGCAUUCUCGACCAUCUUUGCGACAUCCAGCUUCGACACCGCGUGGAGUCACUAAUUGGAUUCACUGAAGGUUUUGUAGGCGAUUUACAAGGAGAUCAAUGUCGAAGAUAUAUGGAUAUCAAACAAACCGACAUGCCUCCAGCCGAGGCUGCCAAAAAAACCAAAGAGUUCCGCUGUCCACCUAAAGAACAGAUGUUCCGAUUACUUCAGUGCAAAGUUAAAGAAGAGAAAGAAGAUCCAUUGGACGAUGAAGUAGAAUAUGAUCAAUGUCCCAUGGCUGAUUCAUUGCAACAACAACUAAGAGAUUUCUGUGAUAUGCUCGUGCAGCGUAUCGGUAAUUCGGACUGUAUUGAAUCAGAAGAACAGUUAGCAUUGAUAGAAUCUGAAGAAUCAUCAUGGGUUGAUUCACUUGCUCGCCUUGUAGUAGCAGUUCCACCUCCUCUACCAACAGAAACAGUUAUUAGACAAAAGAGAGGAACUGAGAGUUUCAGAGAGAUGAUCAUACAGAUGUUGCGAGAUUGGGCUAUGAAUGAUUUCAUAGAAAGUAAUGAUUUGAUUCGGAAAAUGUUCAACUUGUUACUUCGUCAAUAUUCUGGUGUUCGUGAAUUGCACGAUGCCAUGAGUCAAACGUAUGUACUUCAUGAACGUAAUGUUCAAGACGUUCAAGACUUCAUCGUCUAUCUUAUACAAAUUAGAGAGCUUCUUACUGUUCAGUUUGAGCAUACAGAAGAAGCGAUUCUGAAAAGGGGACUGUGGAAACUUAUGAACAAUCGUAUUUUCUUCCAACACCCCGACUUGAUGCGCCUUCUCUCUGUGCAUGAAAAUGUUAUGUCCAUCAUGAUGAACAUUCUGACUGCUCAGCAGGGUACUGUUGAGAUUGAAGGAGAUGAAGUGAAAGAAAAAGCACAAAAGGAUUGCUCCGAAAUGGUUGUCGCUUGUUCUCGUUUCUUAUGUUACUUCUGUCGAACAUCUCGACAAAAUCAGAAAGCAAUGUUCGAGCAUUUAACGUUCUUGUUGGAUAAUGCCACUAUGCUGCUCGCUCGUCCAAGUUUGAGAGGAUCCGUUCCAUUGGAUGUAGCCUAUUCGUCAUUUAUGGAUAACAACGAGCUCGCCCUUGCUUUGAAAGAAGAAGAACUCGAUAAAGUUGCAGUUUAUCUUUCUCGUUGUGGUUUACAACCUAACUCUGAAUUAAUCACUAAAGGUUACCCCGAUAUUGGUUGGGACCCAGUUGAAGGAGAAAGAUAUAUUGAUUUCUUGCGAUUCUGUGUUUGGAUUAACGGAGAAAACGUUGAGGAAAACGCUAAUUUGGUGAUUCGGCUACUGAUUCGACGUCCUGAAUGUUUGGGUGUAGCACUAAAGGGUGAAGGGCAGGGCCUGUUCGCAGCCUUCAAGGAAGCAAUUUUGUUAUCAGAAGAUAUAAGAACAUUGCAAGAAGGACACCCUCAUACAAUUCUGAAAAGUGGACUUCUUGGAGAGCAUCCAUCUUAUCCUACGAAGGAACAAGAAGAUGAAGAUUACAUUGAUCUCGGAGCAGCUAUUCUAGACUUCUAUUCCUCUCUAGUAGAUCUGCUUGCAAAAUGUGCGCCCGAUCCAAUGACAAUUCAAGCCGGCAAAGGAGACUCUCUUAGAGCUAGAGCAAUUCUGCGGUCACUCAUUUCCUUGGAUGACUUAGGACAGAUAUUGAGUUUGAGGUUCACGAUACCUAAUUUGGCUCAACCAUCAACAGACGCUCGUCGUCGUUCGUUUGCAAAUUCACAUCAACAUACCGUGAAUCCCACACACUCAUUCGCUGCAGUCGCAUCUGUUCUCCAGAAUCAAUCACAAGUUGUUAGACGUAGACUUCCACGUGUAGUUGAAGAUGAGAAUGAUGUGGAAUCACCGGUGUCUGACUAUGGAAGUGUUCACACUUCUUUUUCUGAACCUAACUGUAGUCAAACAACUGUAACUUCCCAAAAAAAUCAGCACCAACUGCUCCAAAACAAACAAUCCACCCCUACCACAGCACUUCGUCCUAAACCUCGUCUAUCGUACAUAAAUACUGGCCCACUUCCGGGACUGUUACCUAAUCACAAAGGCUCUGUACUCUUGUUCCUUGAUCGUGUCUAUGGAAUUGAUAGUCAGGAUAUGUUGUUCCAUUUCCUGGAGCAAAGUUUCUUACCAGACUUGAGAGCUGCCACAAUGAUGGAUUCGCCACGAGCUCUUGAAUCGGACACCGCACUAGCUCUGAACCGAUAUCUGUGUAACGCUGUUCUACCUCUCUUGACGAAUCAUGCUCAUUUCUUCGCUGAUGCUGAACAUCAUUCAGCUUUAUUGGACGCAACUGUGCACACCGUGUAUCGCAUGAACCGACUGAAGUCGCUCACAAAAAAUCAGAGAGAAGCCGUUUCUGAUUUCUUAGUUGCCAUCACUAGAGAAUUACCUCCUGGUAUGAUGAUCAAGCUGCUAAGAAAAGUCAUAGUUGAUAUUCAACAAAUGACCGAUAUCAAUGUGCUCGUUCCACUUCGGCUAAUGACCCUUCACUACGAACGAUGUGGGAAGUAUUAUGGAUCCGGAAAUCAGUACGGUGUUGCAACUGAAACCGAGAAACGAUUGUCCAUGCUUCUCUUCUAUGCCAUCUUCGACUCUCUUGGAAGCCGACCAUAUGAUCCUGAUCUUUUUGGGAAAGCUCUCCCUUGUCUCACAGCUAUCGGAUCCGCUAUUUCGCCUGAGUACAGUUUGACAACUGGUGGGGAAGAUAUCAAGAAGUCAAAGGAUAUCACUGAGGAAGGCCCAUGGAUUCCUCGAACCAUCGAUAUAUCCAAAUGUGACUUAUCAAGUGAUAUGAAAAAUAUGACCAAUGCGUUUGCCGAGCAUUUCCACGAUUCUUGGGCUACAAGAAAGAUUGAAAAAGGAUGGGUACAUGGAGAAUUAUACUCUCGCCAACUUAUGACUCAUCCUAGAUUGAAACCAUUCCAAUUACUUCAAGAAUUUGAAAAAGCCUUUUAUCGUGAACGCUGCGCAGAAUGUAUCAAAGCACUUCUAGCUUGGGGUUACAAGUUUGACCUUACUGAUCGCGAUGCCGCGGACAGAGCUGCUCAUUCGCAUACACCUUCUGGAACUUCAAUACAGAAUUUCGCUCCAAAACCUGUUGAUUUGAGCAGUAUGACCUUAGAAAAAGAUAUGAUGACAGCUGGAGAGAAAAUGGCUGAGCACUCUCAUCUUGUGUGGGCUCUGAAGGCUUAUGAAGAUCUCACCUCAAAAGGAGGUUACAUGCCUAUACCAUUCGUACCCUGGGAUUUGCUCACUGAUUUUGAAAGAAGAAAAGAUAGAUUCAGGGCCAUUGAAAUUCUGAAGUUUUUGCAGUAUCAUGGCUAUAGAGUUGUGUGUCCAUUGUCAGAGCAAUCUCAAACAGGAAUGAAAAACGAAGGAGAGAGAUCUUCUGUGGAAAAGAGAUUUGCUUAUAACUUACUUGAGAAGCUCAUCCAAUUCCUGGAGCAAGCCAGCUUGAAAAUGCGUUCUGUUAAGCCCAGUCAAGAAUUAACGCGACGUAACUCAUUCCGAAAAGAAGGUCAGGAUGUCAAGUUCUUCGAAAAAGUUGUUCUUCCUUUGAUGCACGCGUAUUUCUGUGCUCACAAACACUAUUUCCUGGAAGGUUCCAGUAUUGUUCAAACUGGUACAGCAAGUAUCAAAGAAAAAGAAAUGGUCGCUUUCUUAUUCUGUCGGCUCGCGGCCUUAUUACGUAUUAAGAACCGUGCUUUCGGAAGUGUAGCAAAAAUCACUAUACGUUGUCUGCAAGGAUUGACGCAAGCUCUUGAUUUGAGAUCCUUAGUGAAAGUUAAUUCUGAUAUUGUCCGAACAUCGUUGUUGACAUUUUUCAACAAUUGUGCAGAUGAUUUGUUUGCAGCUGUCAAAGAACUCAAGGAUAAUGGUCAAUACUCAUUGAUUAGAGGACAAAACAUGAAAUCUUGGAUUUCUCUUGAGUUUGCUCAUCAGAUGAUUGUCCCUGUGUUAACAUCUGUUUUCAAUCAUAUGGCUAGAAACCAUUUCGGAACAGAUAUUUUAUUGGAUGAUAUACAAGCAGCUUGCUACAAAACGUUGGAUUCACUGUACAUGGUCACGGGGCUUUCUGCGACUGCGGCCCAGCGUAAAAGCAUAGGUUAUGAAACAGACAAACAUAGACCGGGUCUAGGACAAUGUUUAUCGGCUUUUGCUUCUUGUUUCCCAGUUGCAUUCUUAGAGCCAGAAUUCAAUAAGAACAACAAAUAUUCUGUCCUCGCUAAAAGUCAGGAGCAGUCGGUUCAGGUUCAAGAAAUGCUUCAAAAUCUGUCUACGCACAUUCCCCAUCUUGAUAAGUUGUUGUCUGAUAUCGAACAAGUUGCUAACAACAGCACUAUGUAUAACGAACAGCCCAACGUUUACGAUGUAGAUCUACCUCUUAUGUGCUCAUAUUUGGCUUACUGGAUAAGCGCAGGCCGUAACGACCAUUCUCAAACUACAAGUGUGACGAAUGACUAUAUCAACCGUAUUUUCUGUGCUCUCCUCAAAAUGAUCAGAAUUCAUGUUGGCGCUGAAAAUGCUCCUUGGCUAUGCCGAGUAACAUUCUUUGCUGUGCAGAUUAUCCAAAAUGUAACUUGUGACCCUGUGAAGGAGUUCAUGCUACCCAUUGCGGAACGCCUACGUAGAAUGAGCGAAAGAGCUUACAAGGAAGAGGAACAUAUGCGGACACAUCCUGAUGAUGCCGAUGAAGGAACUGUAGCUGAGGAUAAUGCUCGUCUUGUACGCGAUACAUAUGCAUUCUUCCCUCUUCUGAUGAAGUAUACAGAUUUACAUCGUGCCCAAUGGUUGAAACAACCAUCCUGGGAAACUGAUGGAGUCUAUGAGAAUGUUGCCGUUAUUUUCCGGAUAUGGAGUCAAAGUCAGCAUUUCAAGAGAGAAGAACUGAACUAUGUUGCUCAGUUCGAAGAAGAUGCGGCCAUGGUAGGCGGUGGAGAAAUGAAAACGGGUAAAGCUGCGAUUGCUGAGCGGAAGAAAAAACGAAGAGAAGGACAGGCCAAGAAAGAUAAGCAUGCUAAUAGUAUUGUGAUAGCAUGUUUGAAGCGGUUGCUUCCCGUGGGGCUCAAUGUUUUCGGAGGACGUGAGCUGGAUAUUGUACAGCAAUCCAAAGAAAAAUUCGUUCAAAAAGAACAAGAAGAAAAAAUUCGAGAGUUCAUUAAAGGACUUCUUGAUAUACCAGUGAAAACUGAUCCGACUGACAAGAACGCGUGGCAAUUAUCCUUAUAUCGGAAAAUUGGUAAAAGUCAAAUGCGAGGAAAAGAUGAAAUGACACAAGAUGGUGUAAUUGAGAAAAUAUUCAAUAUGGGUCAAGUCUCAGCGAUUCUUCACACCGUGACGAGUCGCCCCGAAAAGGAAGAUAAGUGGAAGAAGGUAUUAACUCUUCAGCGUAAGAGAAUGGCUAUUUCUCUUAUAACAGCUUCUCAUCUUUAUAAAGUUGAUUUACACCGUGGAAUAAAUUUCUUCCUCCCUGCCUUCUCCAAGCUCUGGUUAGAAGAAGAGGAUACAGGUCAAGACAAACUCAUCAGCGAACUAUGUAGCGGCAUCGAAGAAGAUGAUUCUCCUCGAAUUGAAGUCAUUAUGGAAGACGGAGUGCUUGUUACUGCUCCUUCAGAAGAAAGCAAGGAAAAAGACGCUCAUCCCGAUCCUCUGCGUCAGCUAAUCCAGUGUUUCCAAAGAGCAGCCACUAGUGAAGAAAGCCAAGCAGCUCCGAUUCAUGAUGACGCAUUGUACAUUCGUUUUGCGGAAGUCAUGUCACAAUCUAUCCACAUCGAAGAAGAAGACGGUGAAGAUGGUGAUGAAGGAGAAAUUGAUCAAGCUCAAAAGGAAGAACAAUCUCAAGCUCUCAGAGCUGAACAAGGAGUUCUCGCUAAUAGAGGUGCUGCCAUCAUGUGCUUGAUGUAUCUGUCUGCUUCUAAUGGUGAGCCCAAUGACAUGGUUGCUCAAACUCUCCAACUUGGAAUUCACUUAUUAAGUGGAGGAAACGUGGAAAUUCAAAGAAUGUUGAUUGAGUAUCUUCAACUCAAAAAAGAUGUUCGGUUUUUCACUUCUCUUGCUGGUCUUAUGAACAAGUGCUCAGUGUUGAACUUAGAAAUGUUUGAACGCCAAAUCAAAGCUGAGGGACUUGGAAUGGGAGCUGAGUUAGCAGCUGGAGACAAUCAAAACUUGAACGAUGCUGAGUUUACUUGUUCCCUAUUCCGAUUCCUGCAACUCACUUGCGAAGGACACAACUUGGAGUUCCAAAACUAUUUACGAACGCAACCAGGUCAUACUACCAGUGUCAAUUUGAUCAAUUGUACUGUAGACUACCUGUUACGGCUACAAGAAUCAGUAAUGGACUUCUAUUGGCAUUACUCCAGUAAAGAAGUCAUUGAUGAAGGCGGAAAAGAAUAUUUCCUACGAGCCAUUCAAGUUUGUAGUCAAGUGUUCAAUACUCUCACUGAAAGCAUCCAGGGUCCUUGUGUCGGAAAUCAAAUGACUUUGGCCAACUCUCGUUUAUGGGAUGCUAUCAAUGGAUUCUUCUUCUUGUUCGCUCACAUGAUGGAAAAGUUAUACAAGAACUCAACCCAACUAGAACUUCUCCGUGAAUUCUUAAACUUGCAGAAAGAUAUGAUUGUCUUAAUGCUUUCCAUGUUAGAAGGUAACGUUCUUAACGGUCCUAUCGGAAAGCAGAUGGUUGACGCUCUGGUUGAGUCACAGCCGUCUGUGGAGAAGAUUCUCAAGUUCUCUGACAUGUUCUUGAAGUUAAAGGAUUUGACUACAUCACAAGCAUUCCAAGAUUUUGACACAAACCGUGAUGGUUGGAUUUCUCCUAAAGAGUUCCAACGAGCAAUGGAAAGUCAAAAGAUGUAUACAGUCGAAGAUAUCACCUAUCUUAUGAUGUGUACUGAUGUCAACAAUGAUGGCAAAGUAGACUAUAUGGAAUUCACUGAGAGAUUCCACAAUCCUGCCAGAGACAUCGGUUUCAACUUAGCCGUUCUACUUACCAAUCUGAAAGAACAUAUUACUAACGAUCCCAGAUUAGAAAAGAUCAUUGAAAAAGCUCAAACACUGCUCGAAUACUUCGAUCCAUUCUUAGGACGUAUCGAGAUCAUGGGUUCGAGCAAGCGUGUGGAGAAAAUCUACUUCGAGAUUCAAGAGUCAUGGCUUGAACAAUGGGGCAAGCAACAGAUCAGAGAUUCUAAGAACUCCUUCUUGUUCAACGUUCUUCAAGAUGAUGGAGGUGACCAAGGCAAACUGGAAGCUUUCAUUAACUUCUGUGAAGAUACUAUCUUUGAAAUGCAGCAUGCAGCUGAAAUUUCAGCAGGAGAUGGAGACUCGAAAAUGGAAAGAGCCAUGAAGCAGAGAGAUUACUUUUUGCAACAAACAAGUGCUGGAGAACAAAUAACUGAAACAUUCAAGAGUGGAUAUAACAUCGGAAUCAGCGCUGCUGUUGCUUUACAUCCUGAAAACAUCAAACAAACCUUCAAAAAUAUCAGUUCGAAAGUCAAACAAAUGACUUGGAUGCAGUUCUUCUACUGGCUCAUAAUUGUGAUUUUCCAAGCUGGUGUGAAGUUAGGAGUAUCGAUCUGGCUUCUUCUUCUGACUGUCUUCCGAUUCGCCUAUUACCUAACAACACCAAGUAGAGACGAAGAAGAGAAGGAAGCCUUCAUACCACCACCUGCAGAACAUAACCAUCAUCCAACAUUUACCCAUCCUGUGUUACCUGAGUUCCAUCACAGUCAUGUUGGAGUGGAUGCGUUCGGGGUGCUGUCUCCUGAUCAGCUUGGAACAGAAAAGCCUACUGUGAACAAUAUCAGCGAACCGACAGCGAAUCAUAUACCUAAUGGUCAUGCUGUGCAUGCCGAUCCUGUUGAAGAAGACAAUGUCUCUACAGCUUCUCCUCACCAUCAUACACCACCACCAAGUGUUCAGAAGCCUCCAAGUCUCUAUGAAUCUCUCGGAGCUCCUAAUCAGCAAAUGCCACAGUCGGAAGUUGACUUCGCUUCCCCCGGUCUGUAUGAGCCCAAGAUCGCUGAACAGAACGUUGGAAAGAGCAAAGGAUCAAUUCUUAACAUGCUAGCUAGGAACUUCAAAACUAUCGAGAAGACUACGUUGCACUUGGCUUUCUUCAUCAAUGUUAUUCUUCUCUUCCACAGAGUUGAUAUCAUGCAAUCGGAAAAUCCUGAUCACGAACCUAUUGAGGGAGAAGACGAUGAUGAAUCCACUGAAAACAUCUUCAUCACCGGAAUGUUAGUUCCUUAUGUAGAAUAUGAAGUAACCGGCUGGCUUCUGGCACAAGUUCUUUAUUGGAUCAGCAUGCUUCAUCUCGUGACUUCUUUUGCCCUCCUUGUUUCUUUCUACCAACUGAAGAUCCCUCUCAUCACUUUCAAACGAGAGAAAGAAGUUGCGAGAAAGUUAAUGUUCGAUGGCUGCUGGAUUACAGAAGAAGAUAGUGAAGAACGAGGAGUAAUCGAGACCUUCAUGUGGUACCUAGAUCGGAUAGUCAUAAGUGCUAAAUCGUUCCCAAUGAUGUACUGGGACAAGUUCGUACGAAGGAAAACAAGACAGAAAUUCAAAGAUCAAGUUGAUGAAGAAACACUUUUAUCCUUAUUGGGAGAAGAAAAAUCCUCUGGUGAUAACAGCUUCGACUACAGAUACACCUGCUGGCUAUGGAUCGGCGUAAUUUUGACCAACGGACAGUUUUUGUAUAGAGUUGGUUACCUGUUAUGUUCGGCUUGCGGUGUCUUCAUCUCUCCUUUCUUCUAUGCUUUCCAUCUCAUCGAUGUGGUGCUCUCAUUCCCUAUGCUUAAAGCUAUUCUACAGUCUGUUACUCACAACUUACAACAGCUUAUCCUCACCAUCAUGAUGAUAUUGGUAGUCGUAUACCUUUACACAGUCAUUGCCUUCAACUUCUUCCGUAAGUUCUACGUGCAAGAGGGUGAAGAGGGUGAAGAACCUGAUCGCAAAUGUCACAACAUGCUCACGUGCUUCAUCUACCAUUUCUACGCUGGUGUCAGAGCUGGUGGUGGUAUUGGAGAUGAGUUAGAAUCGCCAUAUGGAGAUGAAUUGGAGUAUCCUAGAAUGUUCUACGAUAUUUCCUUUUUCUUCUUUGUUAUUGUUAUUCUAGUAGCUAUCAUGCAAGGUUUGAUCAUUGACGCUUUCGGAGAACUUCGUGAUCAACAAGAGUCAGCCACAGAGAAGCUUGAAUCAUCUUGUUUCAUCUGUGACAUUGGCAAAGAAACAUUUGAUCGGAUGCCGAGAGGCUUCGAAAUCCACACCACUAAAGAACACAACUUUGCCAACUACCUAUUCUUCUUACAACAUCUUGUAAACAAGGACGAAACAGAGUAUACUGGUCAAGAAACAUACGUUCGCGAGAAAUAUGAUAAUCGUGAUUGGGAUUUCUUCCCAGUUGGAGAAUGUUUCGUCAAGCAAUACGAAGAUCAACUACUUCAAUCAUAG